Messenger RNA from Alnus glutinosa, 1669 nucleotides. RefSeq names its product probable galacturonosyltransferase-like 1. The transcript has a single exon. The coding region runs from base 233 to 1333 and encodes 366 amino acids. Gene Ontology annotation, cellular component: Golgi apparatus. Gene Ontology annotation, molecular function: glycosyltransferase activity. The record is from RefSeq and is a predicted model, not a curated record. NCBI's taxonomy places the organism in Eukaryota, Viridiplantae, Streptophyta, Magnoliopsida, Fagales, Betulaceae.
CCAUUGUGAACACAACAAGCUUCCAUUGAAAAAUCCUUGACUCAGUCCCCCUCUCUCGUGCUCUGCAGGCUGCUGCCCGGCCACCCAUCCAGCUAGCUAUUCCUCUUUCAUUUUUAAAGCCAAAGCGUGUUCAAACUUUACAACCUCAAAGAUUCAAAACCUUAAAAAGCUUAAUUUAUAUCUCUCCUUCCCUCUCUCUCUCUCUCACACACACACAAACACAGAGAAAACUAUGCCAAAACCACCACUCUUUGCCUUUCUCUUCCUUUCACUGAUCUCCCUCUUCCUUUCUUGCCAAUCCUACACAUCUACAGCCACCAAUGCCACCGCCACUCUCUCCCAACAAUUCAAAGAAGCCCCACAAUUCUACAACUCCCCGGACUGCCCGUCCACAACCAACGACCUCGAAGAAGACGAAAACGACGAGGACAACACCAACAACGACGUAGUAUGUUCUGAAAGUGCAGUCCACGUUGCAAUGACCCUAGACACCCAAUACCUCAGAGGCUCUAUGGCCGCCAUUCUCUCCGUUCUUCAACACACCUCGUGCCCGGAGAACGUCUUCUUCCACUUCGUAGCCUCCGCAUCCUCCGCCAACGCGUCCCUCCUACGCGCCACCCUCUCCAACUCCUUCCCUUAUCUCAAGUUCCAAGUGUACCGCUUCGAUGACUCCCACGUGUCGGGCCUCAUCUCCACCUCCAUACGCUCCGCCUUAGACUGUCCACUCAACUACGCCCGCAGCUACUUGGCUAACCUCUUGCCCUUGUGUGUCCGACAAGUCGUUUACCUCGACUCCGAUCUUAUCCUCGUUGACGACAUUGCCAAGCUCGCCGCCACACCGCUCGGAGACUACUCCGUCCUCGCCGCCCCGGAGUACUGCAAUGCCAACUUCACGUCGUAUUUCACCCCAACGUUUUGGUCUAACCCUUCUUUGUCACUGACCUUCGCGAACCGGAAGGCGUGUUACUUCAACACCGGAGUGAUGGUGAUCAAUCUUGAUCGGUGGAGAGCUGGGGAUUAUACGAAGAAGAUUGAGGAUUGGAUGGAGCUCCAGAAGAGGAUGAGGAUAUACGAGCUGGGUUCUCUACCCCCAUUUCUGCUCGUGUUUGCUGGGAAAAUAGCUUCGGUUGAUCACAGGUGGAACCAGCACGGCCUUGGCGGCGAUAACUUCCGGGGACUUUGCAGGGAUCUGCACCCGGGUCCGGCGAGUCUCUUGCACUGGAGUGGGAAGGGUAAGCCCUGGGCUCGCCUGGACGCGAACCGGCCGUGCCCGUUGGACGCUCUUUGGGCUCCUUAUGAUUUGUUACGGACGCCAUUUGCUUUGGAUUCUUAAGCUCCUUCUGGCGCUUAAUUACUAGUCGGAGGGAAAAAGGAUUAAAGAAAACUGUUCUCUUUUGAAAGGAGGAGAUUGUUCAUGUAGAUUAUGCAGAUUUGGUAGCUAUGAUCCCCCCCCCAAAAAAAAAAAAAAAUGAAAGUUCAAACAAAUCUGUCAAAGUUUUAAUUUUCUAGUUGUCUAAUAAUAAGGAGAAGAUCCUGAAGAGAAAUGGGAUUCGUAUAUUUUGCAUCACGGAUGCAUGAUAAUUGUAUCAAAGUCGAUCUGUACAGCAAAAGAGCUAUUUUGCUUAUGUUCAAUUAAUUAUAUCAUAUUUCUGGAUUUUACUAGUUUCAA